AAAUCCUGAGUCCAUAUAUAUUUUAUGAUCAGACCCGACCCAAACCCGUCCUGUUGCCGUCCCUAACUACUCAUCAAUCAUUAUCCACAGCCGCAACGCAAAUGCUCUCCACAAUUGACGCGUCAGCUACACGUUUCGUUACCCUCUCUCUCAUGAACUCACUGACUCACUGACCUGCUAGGCCCGGCCCGACCUUCACGGUGGGGUGGGAUGGUUGAGGUGGGGUACCUCAGAACCUGUGGGGCUGUCCCGGUCCAGGAGACUUUAAAACUGCCAUUGUUGUCUGUCUGUCUCUCUCUCUCUCACUUCAACUUCAUUUGCUGCAAGUCUGCAGUUGUAUUUAUAUAUAGCCCAGCCAUCCCUCCUUCACAAUUUGGAGGCUAACCUUUAUCUGCUCUGCUCUGCUGCAACUUCUUUUUAUUUUUGAACCUAAACCUCUUCGCCUCCCAUGUGUUUGUAAUUGUGUGCGAGUGAUCAUCGGUUAGCUGUUUGGUAAAUUCAUGGAAUUGAAGAAUAUGAUUGCUCUCGUUUCCCGCACUGGAAGGCAUAUGCAGCGCUACAAUUUUCUGGGGCACCGUCAAGUUGUAGGAUGUAUUCCAUACAGAUAUAAGUGUGGCAAUGGGACGCCCCAUAUAUCGGAUGAGGAUGAAAUCGAAGUCCUUGUCAUCACGUCACAGAGAAAAGGAAAAGGGAUGUUGUUUCCAAAGGGUGGUUGGGAAAAAGAUGAAUCCAUGGAAGAUGCUGCCCUCCGUGAAACAGUGGAGGAAGCCGGGGUAGUAGGGGAUGUUGAGCAUAAGUUGGGUGACUGGACUUUCAGCGGCAAAAACAAUGACAUGUGGUGUGAGAGCCACAUGUUCCCCUUGCUCGUGAAGGAACAACUUGAAUUAUGGCCUGAGAAAAACUCCCGCCAGAGAAUAUGGGUAAGUGUAAGAGAAGCAAGAAAAGUUUGUCAGUACUGGUGGAUGAAGGAAGCCUUAGAAUUAUUGGUGAAGCGGCUGACAAUGCAAAUCAAAGUGCAAGGCGGCAGCGAGGCAGAAACUGGUUCGCUUAGCCAAAAAGGCAGGAAGAAGUCUAACUUGUAGGAACAAUGGAACAUUGUGAGUGAGGAUUGGAAAUUGACAAAAGUAGAUACAAAGUAGUAAAAUUCCUGUCCUGUCCUGGAAGAGAAGAGAAGAGAAGAGAAGCUAAGCUGGCAAAUAAUUGAUUGAUGGCUGCUGUUUGUGACCAUUUGUAAUUGUAAUUGUAAUUGUGGUUUGGUUAGGAGACAAAGAUUCCUCAACUUGAGCCAGCAACAUAAUUAAUAACUAUUCUUAUAAUCUGGACUGGACUGGACUGGACUGGACUGUACUGUAGUAGUAGUAGUAGUAGUUCAUUUGUUUUAUAGAGAAGAGCCUCUAAUUUAUUAGCAUGCAUCUCUGUAUGUAGUGCAAUGUAAUGUUUGAUGCUUCAUGCCGCCUUUUGUGAUUGUUUUUCUCCCAAAGUUGCAAACUAGGAAGGAAGGAUUUUCCUGUAUGCUCCCAAGAUGAUAUAGUAAUAACAAUAAUAAUAAUAAUAGUUUACUGUC
This is a messenger RNA of Andrographis paniculata, 1564 nucleotides long. Its product is annotated as nudix hydrolase 18, mitochondrial-like. Gene Ontology annotation, cellular component: nucleus; cytoplasm. NCBI's taxonomy places the organism in Eukaryota, Viridiplantae, Streptophyta, Magnoliopsida, Lamiales, Acanthaceae. Bases 501 to 1082 code for a protein of 193 amino acids. The transcript is spliced from 5 exons. Gene Ontology annotation, molecular function: pyrophosphatase activity. The record is from RefSeq and is a predicted model, not a curated record.